Eucalyptus grandis is the source of this 1058-nucleotide messenger RNA. RefSeq lists its product as uncharacterized. Bases 91 to 522 code for a protein of 143 amino acids. The record is from RefSeq and is a predicted model, not a curated record. Lineage: Eukaryota; Viridiplantae; Streptophyta; Magnoliopsida; Myrtales; Myrtaceae. The transcript is spliced from 3 exons.
GUCUUGAGAAUUUGCCUUCAACAAAGAGCAAGGUCUUGAGAAUCUGCUUCGUUUGGGUCAAGAUGGUGGGCUCCGCAGCCGCACAAGUCCAUGGUCUCGGGCUGUAUGGUCCGGGCUUGUAGCUCCGUCGACGGCAGAAGCAAGGUCUACAGAGAACUCGGAAUCUUUAUGGCAAGUGAAGAUGCCAGACUACAAAAGGUCCUAUCCUUUCCAUCAAUAACUGAGGCUUUUUGGAAGUGCCACCACAGCCAAUAUAUUUCCCAACUUCCAAGUGCCACAUGGAUAUGCUGCCGAGGCAAGAACAAGCUAAGCUUGCAGCUUGUCCUGGUAGCAGCAUUGUCACGGGAAGCUCUGGCAAGAGUGGGAAGCACACAGUUGCUGGUGCAAGGGCUGUGCAAGGGUUGCGCUGGAUAUCAAAGUCUCCUCAAUCGGAGUUCACCAAAAUCCAAUGCAAGUGGUGCAGCAACUUCCUAUAAUUCAGUACGGGUGAGAAGAUCCAGCUACCUAGAGACCAUGCAAUAAAGACAAAUCUCAUGAACUGAUUAAAUCUAGACCUUUGGCCUAUGCAGGUGGCCCUAAUCCAAAGCAGUUUGCACUAAAUAGAUGAGAUUAGACGGAUGACCUCCGGUUGCUCUUCGAGAUGGUGCAUCAGCAUCACUAUUCUGAUAUGCAUGGCUGCCCCUCUGAUCACUGGACUGCUGCCCAGGAUGCUAUUGCUAAAGGAAUCCCCAUCCGUCAUCAAGGCAAUAAGAAUUUGAUAAUAUCUUAGAACGCGGGAGCUGCGUUGAAGGGUCUCAGACUAGUCUGAUGCUAGUUUGACUUCCUGUGAGCGCAGCAUGCCAGCUAGCUCAUGUCUUGAAGCUUUAGCAUUGAGGACAUUUUCUCAUGUAAACAGCAUCUGCAACACAGCUUAUGAUAGCACAAUUUAUUUGUUGCUGGGUACGGAAUUUGUGUCUCUAACGACAUGCCACUCGGAAUCUCGGAUGGAUGGUGUCAUUCUGGUUGUAAAAAUUUGUGAUUUGAAGUAUUACUAGUUAAGAUUUGGCAAAUCGUAAGCA